CGACAGGCGCCGACACCGAGCACAUUGUGUCAUAACCUUCAACGCGUGGCGCGUAAACAACAUUUCGCGCGAGUGCGUAUACCGCUGACGUUUAUUUUAUUCGCGAUGUACGAGGCGCACAGCAUCAAUGCGGAGCACAAAGAUCUCAUACACGAUAUCGCUUACGAUUACUAUGGGGAACGAAUGGCGACAUGUUCCAGCGAUCAAUUUGUAAAGGUUUGGGAUGAGGACGAGCAUGGAAACUGGCAUCUAACUGCCUCCUGGAAGGCCCACAGUGGAUCUGUGUGGAAGGUCACUUGGGCAAAUCCAGAGUUUGGUCAGGUUCUUGCUACAUGUUCAUUUGAUCGCACUGCUGCCGUUUGGGAGGAAAUUGUCGGUGAAGGUUCUGGACCGGAAGCACGUGGUAGUAAGCACUGGAUUAAAAGAACAAAUUUAGUCGACUCACGUACCUCCGUCACAGAUGUAAAGUUUGCACCAAAGACUUUAGGCCUUCUACUGGCCACUUGUAGUGCAGAUGGUUUCAUUCGGAUAUACGAAGCACCAGAUAUCAUGAAUUUAAGUCAGUGGACAUUACAACACGACAUCAACUGCAAACUUUCAUGUAGUUGUAUUUCAUGGAAUCCAUCUCUCUCAAGAUUACAUCCGCCUAUGAUAGCAGUCGGUAGUGAUGAUACAAAUCCUGCGCUUGGUGCGAAAAUCUUUAUCUACGAAUAUUCUGAGAACAGCAGGCGUUGGAUGAAGGCUGAGACAUUGUCGAGCAUAGCGGAUGCUGUUUACGACAUUGCAUUUGCUCCUAAUCUAGGCAGAAAUUUCCACACUCUGGCCAUAGCUACAAAGGACGUACGGAUAGUCACUUUGAAACCAACGGAUGAGAGUACGCAGACUGGUGUAUCGCAUUUCGAAACGAACGUAGUUGCACAGUUCGACGAUCAUUACUGCACUGUUUGGCGUGUCAGCUGGAACAUUAUGGGAACGAUCUUAGCGAGUUCUGGCGACGACGGCUGUGUUCGAUUGUGGAAGGACAAUUUUAUUAAUCACUGGAAAUGCAUUUCUGUGCUGAAGGGAGACGGCGUUCCGGCACAGGGCGCCGAAACUCCCGCCGUGGCGACUCCGCCGAGCUCGUCUACACCAGCUCAGCAGAUGCCGUCUACCACAAGGUACUACAAACUGGGCACCAUCAGCCAUCCAAGUCAAGUACCUUGGCAUUAGAGGACUUAAUCAAUUCUAGUAUAGACAAUCGUGAAUUAUAUUUUGCGUUUAUUGACGUAAUUUCUUUCGUCAGAUAGAAAAUGUACGAUCAUUAUCAUGAAAAUUGUGAUUCAUCUAUGUUCUCCAUCCAUUCUUAUUGUUUUAUCUUGUUUAUAAUUUAUAUAUCACUCUAUAAUUACUUUAAUAUUAGAUUUGUUUUCUAAAACAGUCACAUAUUUACACUAAUAAAUAUUAUGUUGUUACUGCUGUAUCAUCUUGCACUUUUAUCGUAUUCUAUCUUUUUUUAUUAGGACGAACUUAUUUCGCAUUAUUAUUCGAAAUUUUUUAAUGCUGCAACAUUGAUCACGCAAAACAAUUUUAUAUAUAUAUAUAUAUAUACGCACACACACAUAAAAUAAUGUAUAAAUUUCGGGAAUAUGGGUGGAGGAUAUGAAUAGAAUGAGUAUGUAGUAUUAUAAUAAGUUUCAGAGAAAUUCUGAAUACAUACUCAAAUUUUGAGAAAUUAUUUUUUCGUAAAUUUACUAUAAAAUAAACAGCGUUUAAAAAGAUUUGUAACAUUUUUCAAUAAAUGCUGUUUCUGCAUUAUAAA
Molecule: messenger RNA, 1798 nt
Organism: Monomorium pharaonis (pharaoh ant)
Lineage: Eukaryota; Metazoa; Arthropoda; Insecta; Hymenoptera; Formicidae
Gene: Nup44A
Product: nucleoporin SEH1
Exons: 5
Coding region: 106-1209 (367 amino acids)
Biological process (GO): positive regulation of TORC1 signaling; cellular response to amino acid starvation
Cellular component (GO): Seh1-associated complex; nuclear pore outer ring
Molecular function (GO): protein binding; structural molecule activity
Source: RefSeq, a predicted model, not a curated record